CGGGCCAUGGCGGCGGCGGCCGCGCUGUGCCUGGGCCGGGCCCCGCGGCCUCCGCGGCCGCUCGUGGUGAUCCUGGGAGCCACCGGCACCGGGAAAUCGGCGCUGGCGCUGCAGCUCGGGCUGCGGCUCGGCGGGGAAAUCGUCAGCGCCGACUCCAUGCAGGUGUACAAGGGCUUGGACAUCAUCACCAACAAGGUUUCCCCUCAGGAGCAGCGUCUCUGCAGACACCACAUGAUCAGCUUUGUGGAUCCCCUUGUCUCCAACUACACCGUGGUGGAUUUCAGGGACAAAGCUGUGCCUCUGAUUGAAGAUAUCUUUGCCCGGAACAAGAUCCCCAUUGUUGUGGGAGGAACCAACUACUACAUCGAGUCCCUGCUCUGGAAGGUUCUUAUCAACACCAAGGAGAUGCCCAGCAGUGCCCCCAGGCCGGACAGUGACAGGAAAGUGGAGCUGGAGCAGCUGGACAGUGCUGAGCUCCAUCGGCGCCUGAGCCAGGUGGACCCGGAGAUGGCGGCCAAGCUGCACCCCCAUGACAAGCGCAAGGUGGCCAGGAGCCUCCAAGUGUUUGAAGAGACAGGGAUCCCCCACAGUGAAAUCUUGCACCAGCAGCAGGAGGAGGAAGGUGGGGGGCCCUUAGGUGGGCCCCUGAAAUACCCACAUUCCUGCAUCCUGUGGCUCCACGCAGACCAGGCAGCUCUGGAUGCACGGCUGGAGAAGAGGGUGGAUGACAUGGUGGCUGCAGGGCUGCUGGAGGAGCUGCGGGAUUUCCACCGCCGCUACAACCAGGAGAAAGUGGCAGAGAACCGGCAGGAUUACCAGCACGGAAUCUUCCAGUCCAUUGGCUUCAAGGAAUUCCACGAGUACCUCGUCAGUGAAGGGAAAUGUUCACCAGAAACCAGUGCCCUGCUGCUGGAAAAAGGGAUCCAGGCCCUCAAGCAGGUGACCAAGAGAUACGCCCGGAGGCAGAACAAAUGGGUCCGGAACCGCUUCCUGAAACGUCCUGGGCCCAAUGUUCCCCCAGUUUAUGGCUUGGAGGUUUCUGAUCUGCAGAGGUGGGAGGAGGAUGUGGUGAAACCUGCCCUGGAGAUUGUGGAGAGCUUCAUCCAGGGCCGUGAGCCCCCGGCAGAGCCCCUGAGGAUGGAGCAGGACGAGGAGAACAAGCGGAGCCAUCGCGUGUGUGAGCUCUGUGACAGAAUCAUCAUCGGGGACAGGGAGUGGGCAGCUCACACACGGUCCAAAUCCCACCUGCACCACCUGAAGAAGAGGAGGAAGCUGGAGGCGUCCAGCCAUGCCAGAGGGACCCUGGGGGACAGUGGGGACACAGAGACCUCGGACGAGGAUGGCAGCCUGCCCUUGCCUUAGGCCUGGAAAAGGGAGCAGCUGUGCAUCCACCUGCAUGGAGAGGAAGCUCCUUAGUUCUGGGCCUUGAACCUUGAACCAAGGAGCUGAGUAAUUUUUUUUUUUU
Messenger RNA from Sturnus vulgaris (Common starling), 1465 nucleotides. Lineage: Eukaryota; Metazoa; Chordata; Aves; Passeriformes; Sturnidae. The record is from RefSeq and is a predicted model, not a curated record.